GUUAUGAUGAGCAGUUAAUCAAAAAGACAACACUGUCCAGAGAAUAGUGAUUAUCCAUUUACUUUGAAAACAUCAAUUUAUUGGAGAAACAAAUGUGAACAGUAUGUUAACAGUUGAUUACCCUGAACUUUAAGUAUAAUUCAACUGAAAAACCAAUAACAAAAAUGAAUAAUAAUUAAAAAAUAAUUGUUUUAUUUCGAUUACGUUGUUUUCAUAAUUGCGAUUAAAAUACGAUUAAUUCAAAUGCGAGCUGAUCCUGAUCUUUGAUUUGUAGCUUUCCCACAAUGUUCACUUCAGAGUCUUGGUUCUUAUGUCAGUUACUUUUAAACUGUGUAAAAACCAUCCAACUCGUAAGUCAUGUUUUUAGAUUUUUCAUUUAAGAUGCAUCCUGUGAAAACUGUCGUAUGUGGGUCUCUGGAUAAACUGACCUGCCAACAAAAUGCACUUUUCCCUCUUAUGUUGCUGGUCGACCUGUCAGAGUACGUCAGUGUCACCUCGCCGGCGCCGGCCUCCACGGUGGCUCUGACCCAGAGGCAGCCGCCCAAACCGCCUCCUGUCAGAACUAGAGUGCCGGCCGAGCAGUUAGUUAAAAACCAGGCCGAGACAGACAGACCAGGUGCCAGAGUCGUUGUGUCCCGCUCCUUCGCUGACUUCACCUCUCAGGCCAGCUUUGACAUCAAGGAAUGCGAGCUGCACCGGCUGGAGGAGGGCCCCCCCCUGAAGGCGGAGCUGACGCGGGAGCAGGGCCUGCAGUAUUACCGCGUCAUGCAGACGGUGAGACGCAUGGAGCUGAAAGCUGACCAGCUGUACAAACAGAAGAUCAUCAGAGGCUUCUGCCACCUGUACGACGGACAGGAAGCGUGUGCGGUGGGCAUCGAGUCGGGCAUCAACCCCUCGGACCACCUGAUCACUGCGUACCGCGCUCACGGCUACACGUACACCCGCGGUAUCGCCGUCAAAGAGAUCCUGGCAGAGCUCACAGGUCGUAGAGGCGGCGUGGCCAAAGGGAAGGGAGGCUCCAUGCACAUGUACGCGCCAAAUUUCUAUGGAGGCAACGGCAUUGUGGGAGCACAGGUUCCUUUAGGAGCUGGCAUUGCUCUGGCCUGUCAGUACAAGGGCAACAACCAGGUGUGUGUUUCUCUGUACGGAGACGGGGCGGCCAACCAGGGCCAGCUGUAUGAGGCUUUCAACAUGGCCGCCCUCUGGAAGCUCCCGUGCAUCUUCGUCUGUGAGAAUAAUAAAUACGGGAUGGGGACGUCUGUGGAGAGGGCUUCAGCGAGCACAGAGUACUACAAGAGAGGAGACUACAUCCCAGGAAUCAGAGUGGAUGGGAUGGACGUCUUGUGUGUCAGAGAAGCCACCAAGUUUGCUGCAGACCACUGCAGAGCUGGAAAGGGUCCCAUUAUAAUGGAGCUUCAGACCUACCGUUACCAUGGACACAGCAUGAGUGACCCCGGUGUCAGCUACCGCACCCGUGACGAGAUUCAGGAAGUGCGCAGUAAGAGCGACCCCAUCACCAUGCUGAAGGAGCGCAUGCUCACCAACAACAUGGCCUCUGUGGAGGAGUUCAAGGAAAUUGACAUUGCGAUCCGUAAGGAGGUGGAGGAGGCGGCUCUGUAUGCGACCUCAGACCCCGAGCCCCCUCUGGAGGAACUCUGCAACCACAUCUUCAGCAACGACGUCCCGCUGGAGGUCCGUGGGACGAACCCCUGGGUCACUCUCAAGUCUGUCAGCUAGACUCACACACCAACAUCUUAACCUGUCACCCAGUGCUCAACACUGCACCUUUCCUCGAUUUUGCAAUCAUUUCGCACCUUAACGGGACUUUGACCUGAAACCUGCCAGUGUUAUUUAUUUAUAGUUUUAUAUAGAUAUAUUUAAGAUGUAUUGUAUGUCUGAACAGCCUGUUUGUGUUGUGCAUGAUUUGCAGGUUUUAACUCAUUCAGGACUGAACAUUAUACUACGCACAAAACGUAGCUUCCUCUUUCCACCCCAUCCACAUUUUAUUAGCACUUUUGUUGUUUUCCAACGUUUGAAAUGUUCAGAACUGGGAUUCUGCCUCAUGGGACGCCAAGAAUCUAGCUGCAACUUGGAGAAAAACAAUCAUGAAUAUUUAAGUUUUGGUUUAAGGAAUCGAUCUCUAUUUUCUUUUGACUUUCAGACUUGUUUUAGUUGAAGGUAUUUUUAAGAGACUGCGGGAAAGGAAUCAGUUUGUUUUGGCAAGCUGGAAACACUAAAGGGCAAGAUAAGCAAAGUGGUAAGUACAUUUACUCUAAUACUGUACUUAAGAACGAUUAUGAUAUACUUUAAUCUAUCAUAUAGUUGACUUUAUACUUCACUAUAGUUCAGAGGGAAUUGUGUACUUUUUCUUCUGCUACAUUUAUUAGAUACAAAUCGUAGUAUUCAUUACAAAUUAAGCUACGAAAUAUAUAUAUAUGUAAAUAUUACAGUUCUAUAAUGGGGCAAUAAUGAUUACUUUAAAUGUUUAGUACUUUCAUUUACAUUUUGAUGUUUAAAAUGAAGUAGAAUUUUCAAUGCAGCACUUUAAUUUCUACACUGGUAUUACUACUUUUACUAAAGUAAAACAUCCAACCGCUUUUUAGCGGGAUAUUGAAAAGUGUUUAUUUUGAGUUGCAGGAAUUUACCUUAGUUCUGAAUACUAAGAUGACUGUUGAUCAGUGCAUUUAGGUCAUAAACUAAAUAUUUAUUAAAGGUUUUAUCCAGAGUGACCAGCAACUCUCAAUGUUUACCAGCCACUUCCCUGGAGAACUUUCCAAGAAAUCACUACAUACCUGUCUGUGAAAAAAUGUAUGAUAUAAAACGUACUUUAGCUUGUUGGUGAAGAACGCUUGGAGAGAAUUCUUUCUCCGUAGGAAGAUGGAUGCACUGCAAUAUAUUAUUUUACAGUCUUUUGUUUAGAGAAUUAUGUGACUGCUACAUGUAAAGAUGCACUUAAGAUUUUAAGGUUAUUUGUUUAUUCUUGCUCUUGGGAAAAUCAUCUGAAAGGAAAAACAGCAACAACAUUUACCAGAAUGUUCUUUUUCAUGUACCGCUGUCCUUUAUUAGAAGUGUUACUGUUACUCAACCUGUACACAUACAAAGCUUUACUCUGACUGUGUUGAACUGAAAGACUGGCUGUAAAAUAAAUGCAAAAAGAAAGUAUGAAUAUAAA
Gymnodraco acuticeps is the source of this 3172-nucleotide messenger RNA. It is a transcript of the gene pdha1b, whose product is annotated as pyruvate dehydrogenase E1 subunit alpha 1b. NCBI's taxonomy places the organism in Eukaryota, Metazoa, Chordata, Actinopteri, Perciformes, Bathydraconidae. Gene Ontology annotation, cellular component: intracellular membrane-bounded organelle. Bases 358 to 1737 code for a protein of 459 amino acids. Gene Ontology annotation, molecular function: pyruvate dehydrogenase (acetyl-transferring) activity. Gene Ontology annotation, biological process: pyruvate decarboxylation to acetyl-CoA. The record is from RefSeq and is a predicted model, not a curated record. The transcript has 12 exons.